GUAUUUAAAGGCCUAGCAUAUCUUCACAAUCAAGAAAUAGUUCAUCGAGAUGUUAAAGUAUCAAAUCUCUUACUCACUAACACAGGCACCAUAAAGAUAGCUGAUUUUGGAUUAGCACGAGAGUUAGGGUAUCCAAUGUCUCCAAUGACACCUCAAGUUGUUACACUGUGGUAUCGUGCUCCAGAGCUGCUUUUUCAGGCAAAGACUCAAACAACUGCAGUUGAUAUGUGGGCAGCUGGCUGCAUCUUAGGUGAACUUCUGCUACACAAACCACUGCUACCAGGCCAGUCGGAGAUUGAUCAGAUAAACCUAAUCAUAAAUUUGCUGGGAACACCCAAUGACAACAUCUGGCCCGACUUCUCCCAGUUACCUGCAAUACAGAGUUUUACAUUAAAGCAACAACCAUACAACAAUUUAAAGACAAAGUUCCCAGCAUUAUCAGCAUCAGGGCAGAGACUUUUGAAUUUUCUAUUCAUGUAUGACCCAAACAGAAGGGCUACUGCUGAAGAAUGUCUCAGUAGUUCAUAUUUUAAAGAGCAUCCACUGCCCUGUGACCCACAGAUGAUGCCAACUUUUCCUCAGCAUCGUAACCUCAAACAACAACACCAGCACCACCACCACCACCAGACAUCUUCAUCUUCUCAGGCUCCUAGUAUAACCCAGGUAUUAAAUCAACAAGUAUCAUCUUUAUAUUCAGGUGAUCGGAUGAGCGACGGGCUGUCCACUUCAAAUAUUGGAAUUGCAGAACUUCUUAAUUCCCUAACUAGGAAAUAACAUUUUGAAUUAAGUUACUUUUCUUCUCGAGUAUAUAAGAUGUGUUUUUCAUUUGUAUUUUAUGUUUUGUGGACAUUAUAUUAAAAAAACUUGCAAUUACAGUUUAAAAUUACAAUACUGAAAUGGUUGUCAUAAUUUUAUACAGUUAGUAUCUGUAAAUAGAUAGAAACUUGGUUUAGCUUAGUGUUGUGUCAAGCCUGUAAGUGUUUUAUAGCCUCAGUGAGGUUUGCAGGAAUGUGAAAAAUAAAAUGUUGAAGAGAACAAUUGAAAAUAAAGUUGUGUUAUCCAUGAUCUAAACUAGUAAGAUGAUACAGAAAUUAUUCUUCUGUUACCAAGCUACCAAACUUGUCACUGGGGAGAGGGCCAAGACACUUUGGCAUCCAUGUGAUCAUUUCAGCCCCCCCCCCCCCCCCUCCACAAUCUGAAGACCCAAAUAUUAUUAAUAAUAAAAAGACCAGAGUGACAGUAUACUAUCAAGUACAUGGUAAAAAAAUAGUCCAAUAUCAGUGCAAAGAAAUAAUGGUGGCAAACUACUCAUCCAGUCCAGUGACCACACAGAGGGAUGUUGGAAACAUGCUGUACUGUACAUUGGCUGAAGAAAAAUUGGCUAGUAUCAGUAGGUAAGUAAAGGAGUGAUCCCCACUCACCCUUCCUUUACCAACAAUUAACAAGUCCAGUGACCAUUCCAGCUCUUGCUAAAGGUUACUCCAGUUAUGAAAGGCGAUGCUUUGUAUUCCCAAAGGAACAAAAUUUUUUUAAGACA
Molecule: messenger RNA, 1537 nt
Organism: Macrobrachium nipponense
Lineage: Eukaryota; Metazoa; Arthropoda; Malacostraca; Decapoda; Palaemonidae
Product: cyclin-dependent kinase 10-like
Biological process (GO): regulation of mitotic cell cycle; protein phosphorylation
Cellular component (GO): nucleus
Molecular function (GO): cyclin-dependent protein serine/threonine kinase activity; ATP binding
Source: RefSeq, a predicted model, not a curated record